CCGUUGAAGCAAGUACCAUGGGCCCUGCCCUUCUCUUCUUCCUUGUGCUUGCGGCAGUAGCACAGCUGCUCUUGGCGGCGCAGAACAAAACCUCGACGGUUUGGAUCAACAAUGACAUUUUCUUCGACGGCCCCGUCUACAUGCGCUACAUCGUCAGCAGUUCAGUACAGUCACAAACUUCCUUUGCCGCAGGGUUCUUUUGUGUCUCCCCCUCCUCCUCCCUGUCCACGUGCAACGACGAUUUCCUCUUUGCGGUAUCCAUUGUUGGUACUGGCGAUGGCGAAGUCGGUGUGGUCGACACUCAGCCACCAGCGGUUUGGUCUGCCAACCGGGAUCGCCCUGUUAGAGAGAAUGCCACCCUUGAGCUUACCACAGAUGGAAACUUAGUCCUCCGUGAUGUCGAUGGUAGCCACGUCUGGUCAAGCAACAGCUCCGGACAAUCUGUACAUGGCAUGAAGAUCACCGAGAUCGGCAAUCUGGUGUUGUUUGAUCACAGGAAUGCAACUGUGUGGCAAUCAUUUUAUCAUCCUACUGACACAAUGGUCCCCGGGCAGUCACUUGUUGAAGGUAUGAAUCUCAUAGCAACUACUUCUGCAACAAAUACUGGGAAUCAAUUCUAUAUCACUGUACGCCCGGAUGGAUUAUAUGCGUCUGUUGAAUCACAACUCUACUUUUCAUAUGCUACGAGCCAAAAAAAGACAGGAAAUGCUCCAACAAGGGUCACAUUGAUGAAUGGAGAACUCACAAUCUCUGGGAGGGAUGACUCUAUCCCACUGCCAGAGUCUAACUCCAGUCAGUACAUGAGAUUAGAGACAGAUGGACAUCUAAGGCUGUAUGAGUAUGCUUUGUCAGCUGCCCGUUGGUUUGUGGCGUAUGAUGUAAUGCAACUUGGUGACUGUGAUUACCCGACAGUUUGUGGAGAGUACGGUGUAUGCACCGCGGGGCAGUGCACAUGUCCGCUUGAGGAUAAUUCAAGUUCAAGCUACUUCAAACCGGUGGACGAAAGGAAACCAAAUCUUGGCUGCACACCGUUAACUCCAAUCUCUUGUCAAGAAAUACAACAUCAUCAGCUGUUGACCAUUCCCAGCCUUUCCUACUUUGAUUACAACCACCAGGUUGUGAAUGCAACAGACGUCGAUGAAUGCAAGCAAGCCUGCUUGAACAGCUGCUACUGUAUGGCUGUUUUGUUCAGAUAUGGACAGAGCGUUUCCCAUGGAGAAUGUGUGUGGCUGACCGAGGUCUUAUCUUUGAAGGCAAUACCACCUGGAACUAGUGGCUACUACUCCUCGAUUUACCUCAAGGUGCAACUUAGCCCCUCUAAUGAAAACAAAAAGAAGUUGAUGUUAGGUGCUACACUUGGAACUAUUACUACCCUUGUAUUGAUUGUCAUUGUUGUCACUCUUUUUCUACAAAGGAGGAUAAAGUAUGAAGACAAAGAUGAAGAAUUUGAUUUUGAUCAAUUGGCUAGAAUGCCGACGAGGUAUUCUUUCCAGAAGUUGACCGAAUGCACUGAAGGGUUCAGUAGGAAGCUCGGAGAAGGUGGGUUUGGGUCGGUUUUUAAAGGGAGAUUAGGUGAAAACAGAGUUGCAGUGAAGCGUCUGGAAGGUGCUAGACAAGGAAAGAAAGAAUUCUUGGCAGAAGUCCAGACCAUUGGCAGCAUUGAACACAUCAAUCUUGUUGGGCUGAUUGGCUUUUGUGUAGAGAAGUCCGAGAGGCUUCUUGUAUAUGAAUAUAUGUCAGGAGGGUCGCUUGAUAGGUGGAUCUAUUAUCGCCAUAACAAUGCCCCCCUCGAUUGGUGCACCCGAUGUAGGAUCAUUAUGGAUAUUGCUAAGGGCCUAUGCUAUCUUCACGAGGAGUGCAAGCGAAAAAUUGUUCAUUUGGACAUCAAGCCACAAAAUAUUCUCUUGGACAAUACCUUUAAUGCCAAAGUGGCAGAUUUUGGACUAUGUAAGUUAAUAAAUAGGGAUCAAAGCAAGGUAGUGACUAUGAUGAGAGGAACACCUGGAUAUCUGGCACCUGAAUGGUUGACGUCUGCGAUCACUGAAAAAGUGGAUGUCUACAGCUUUGGAGUUGUUAUAAUGGAAAUGAUAAGUGGAAGAAAAAACAUUGACAGCUCGCAGCCCGAGGAGGAUGUUCAUCUCAUAAAUAUGUUACGAGAAAAAGAGCAAACCAAUCAGUUGAUUGAUCUGAUCGACAAGCAUAGCGAAGAUAUGGUCUCACGCCAUGAGGAAGUAAUUCAAAUGAUGAAGCUUGCAGUGUGGUGCCUACAAAAUGAUUGCACUCGAAGGCCCUCCAUGUCAACAGUGAUCAAGGUAUUGGAAGGUGCAACACACAUAGAAACUUUUGAUGCAAAUUCAAUCAUGUUUGUUCAAGAGAGCCCAUCCACAAACUCAGAUCCGUCUCAUGCAUCCAUCUUGUCUGGCCCGAGGUGAAGGCUAAUGUGCAUAAGAAAUUUACCAUGUACAUUUUUGCUUUUGUAUCCUAUCAUAUUUGUGCAUUGGGAGUGUGUUUGGAAUGGCACCAAAGAAUAAUACCCAGCAAAUAUAUAUGUC
Molecule: messenger RNA, 2552 nt
Organism: Lolium rigidum
Lineage: Eukaryota; Viridiplantae; Streptophyta; Magnoliopsida; Poales; Poaceae
Product: G-type lectin S-receptor-like serine/threonine-protein kinase SD2-5
Exons: 1
Coding region: 18-2432 (804 amino acids)
Biological process (GO): protein phosphorylation
Molecular function (GO): ATP binding; protein serine/threonine kinase activity
Source: RefSeq, a predicted model, not a curated record